AUGUCGACCGAAUCGCAACCCCUCGGCCAGUGGGUCACAGAGCUCAACAACACUCUGUUCUUCCAGCCGGACGACGAGCUGGCGCGGAGGGCUGUCGAGGAACAGAUUGAUACCAGCUUGGUGGUCAAAAUCAACCACGAUGUCUAUACGUAUGACCAGUUCAAACCGGGCAUCCAGCACGCCCGUAGCUCUCGGAUCUCGGUCCUCGAGACCUUCUCAGUCCUGCUCGAGUGGGAGGACCCGGUGAAAAAGGACGGCGUCGUCGCCGUGCUCAGCACGUGGUCGACCAAGGACAAGGCCUCGGGGGAGGAGAAAAAGCACACGACCGUCAUCAUCUGGGAGAUCAAGUUGAUUGGUGGCAAGAGGAAGGUCACGGCUCAAACGGAGGCCGAGUCUAGCUGA
This is a messenger RNA of Verticillium nonalfalfae, 402 nucleotides long. RefSeq lists its product as uncharacterized. The record is from RefSeq and is a predicted model, not a curated record. Lineage: Eukaryota; Fungi; Ascomycota; Sordariomycetes; Glomerellales; Plectosphaerellaceae. Bases 1 to 402 code for a protein of 133 amino acids. The transcript has 2 exons.